Messenger RNA from Adineta ricciae, 864 nucleotides. Lineage: Eukaryota; Metazoa; Rotifera; Eurotatoria; Adinetida; Adinetidae. The record is from the annotation of a GenBank genome assembly.
AUGUUCUACAACUUUCAUCGUCUUCUUCUCUUCCUUGUUUACACCCAAGUUGUUCACGGUCAUUUAUGUUAUUCCAAUAGUACAUUUUAUUAUUCUCAAAAGAACUUUUUUUGGAAUAAUUUCACAAAUUAUCUUCAACCAAUAUCAACAGUACAACAAUCGUUCUCAACUCCAUGUCAUGUUCGAAUAAGCGUGGAUUAUAGUUCUAUGCAUAAUCGCUCUAUUAUUAUUAAAUUUGGUUCGCCGAUCAUUCAUAAUCAUACGCAUAUUGAGUUUGGCUCUCAAAUCGAAUUUCUUCCGAAUAAUCGUCAAUCGAUUGUAAGUUAUCUUGAUUAUACUUGUUUAUCCGAUGAUAUAUGUGAGAGGAAAUUUCUUGAUUACUGGCCCAAGCUUUUACUCAAUAAUCGAAAUAAUUCGUUACAUACGAGUUUUCUUCCACUAUGGGACAAAUCGAAUAGUAAUACAAGUAAAUGUCAAACAGAUAGAGUAACAAAUACAUGCGCAAGUUAUUUAUGUUUUAUGAUCUAUGAUGAAUUAAAAAAUCUCAGUUAUGGUAAAUUCCACUGUAACGACUUAUCAUCAACAAAUCCGGUCUUAAUUCAUGUGAAAACCUAUUCAGGAAGUCAUACGAAUGAUUAUCAAUGCACGAAGAAUCUUUGUACACAAGAACUUUCGUAUAAUUUAACCAUACAGCCCGAUUAUGAUGAAUUAAUGAUGAAACGAAUCAGGGAUGAAACAAAUAAACUUAUUUUUCAACGUGCAACACUUAUCGUUAGUGUUCUAGUAAUUAUUGCUUGCAUUGCUUGUUGGUUCCAAUGUCGAAAUUAUCGACGAGGAUAUCGCUUAACAAAAACAACUGCUUGA